GGGGCUCGCCUGGAGCGGGAGCAUCUGUCCUGGCACGGCCUCUGGUGCCGGGGUACCCCUCUGAGCCACAGAGCCUGCUGGUGGGCUCUGCGCCGGAGCCGGCAGCGAGGCAGUUAACGGAGCUUGUCAUCUCCCUCUUAGGGCUUCGCUCCCGAGCUGCAGCUUGAGUCAGUUGUGUGGAGGUGGCAGCGGCGGCAGCUCCGGCUGGCACACCGGCUCCGGCUGGCACACCGACCCCAGACCCGUGCAGAGCCCAAGGCACCAGCACCCAGGGUUCCGUGGAGCCACUGGGACUGGAACCAGCACCCCACUUCAAACACGGUCCCCUCCACACGCCAGAACAUCCCACCGACGCGCCAGGGACCUGCCAGACCCCACACGCCUGGCACUGUGGGGCAGCGUGCCCCGGGCAUGACGGGUGCCUGCACGGCUCCCUGAGAGCAGCAAAGGCAGCAGCCGCCCCAUUGCCCCCCACAUGCCCUUCUCCCACGGAGCCGCCUGCCCCCCAUCUCGCCCGGCCCCCCAGCGCCCCAUGGGCACCGUGGGUGAGGCGCACGAGCCGUCCCCACAGGCCUCGCUGGCCGUGCUCUCCAAGGUGGAGCUGCGGGUGAGCUGCAAGCACCUCCUGGACCGUGACACGCUCAACAAGUCCGACCCCUGCGUCCUGCUGCUGAUGCAGUCCCAGGGACAGUGGACAGAGGUGGACCGCAGCGAGGUCAUCAAAAGCAACCUGAACCCCGUGUUCGCCAAGAUCUUCACGGUGGAUUACUACUUCGAGGAGGUGCAGAAGCUGCGGUUUGAGGUGUACGACAGCCACGGGCACGCCGGCGUGGGCACGCACGACGAUGACUUCCUGGGGGGCAUGGAGUGCACCGUGGGGCAGAUCGUGGCGCAGAAGAGGGUGACGAAGCCGCUGUUCCUCAAGUACGGCAAGUUCGCGGGCAAGUCCACCAUCACGGUGAUCUCGGAGGAGAUCUCGGGGAACAACGGGUACGUGGAGCUCGCCUUCCGGGCCAAGAAGCUGGAUGACAAGGACCUCUUCAGCAAGUCGGAUCCCUUCCUGGAGAUCUACCGCAUCGACGACGACCGCAGCGAGCAGCUCGUGUAUCGCACGGAGGUGGUGAAGAACAACCUGAGCCCCAUAUGGGAGCCCUUCAAGGUCUCUCUUAACUCGCUCUGCAGCUGUGAGGAGAAGAGGAAGCUGAGGUGCGUGGUGUGGGACUACGACUCACGCGGCAAACACGACUUCAUUGGCGAGUUCUUCACCACCUUUGAGGAGAUGCAGAAGGCGAUGGGGGAGAACAAGGUGCAGUGGGACUGCAUGAACCCCAAGUACAAGAUCAAGAAGCGCAACUACAAGAACUCGGGAGUCGUGGUGCUGCUGGACCUGAAGAUCCACAGGGUCUACUCCUUCCUGGACUACAUCAUGGGCGGCUGCCAGAUCCACUUCACGGUGGCCAUCGACUUCACCGCCUCCAACGGGGAUCCCCGCAACAGCUGCUCCCUGCACUACAUCAACCCCUACCAGCCCAACGAGUACCUCAAGGCGCUGGUCGCGGUGGGAGAGAUCUGCCAGGACUAUGACAGUGAUAAGAAAUUCUCAGCUCUGGGCUUUGGUGCAAGAAUCCCCCCCAAGUACGAGGUCUCCCAUGAUUUUGCCAUCAACUUCAACCCCGAUAACGAUGAGUGUGAGGGCAUCCAGGGCGUUGUGGAGUCCUAUCAGAGCUGCCUGCCCAAAAUCCAGCUCUACGGCCCCACCAACGUGGCCCCCAUUAUCUCCAAGGUGGCUCGUGUGGCGGCCAACGAGGAGAGGACCAAGGAGGCUUCACAAUACUUCAUCCUGCUGAUCCUGACGGACGGAGUGGUGACGGACAUGGCGGACACGCGGGAGGCCAUCGUCCGCGCCUCCUACCUGCCCAUGUCCAUCAUCAUCGUUGGGGUGGGCAACGCCGACUUCACUGACAUGCAGAUCCUGGAUGGGGAUGACGGCAUCCUGCGCUCCCCAAAGGGAGAGCCCGUCCUGCGGGACAUCGUCCAGUUCGUCCCUUUCCGGGAGUUCAAGAACGCAUCUCCAACAGCCUUGGCCAAGUGCGUGCUGGCGGAGGUGCCCAAGCAGGUUGUGGAAUACUACAGCUACAAGGCCUUCCCCCCCCGUUGCCCCCGCUCAGAGACCCCUGACUCCAACCUCAGCUCACCUCAGUGAGCCCCCCCCAGCGUGGUGUGGGGUCUGACAGGGUCCCCACCAUGCCCCAGACCUGCUUUAGCCCCCUCCUCGCCGGGCCAGGGGGCACACUGGGGGCCAGCAGCGUGUCCCCGCUGGCUAUGGGGAUAUGGGGACAGCCCCGGUGCCCUGGUGCAGGACUCCCUGGCCGGCAUUGCCCACUCCCGGUGCUCAGCACCACCCUGCCUGUUUCCGCUUGGUCCCUGUUGUCCCUGUGGUCCUCUCAGUCCCUGCUUGUCUGUUGCUGUGACAUUAUUUGGAGGCUGCAUGACACCCCCCCCCCGGUGUGUGGGGCCCCCCCAAUAAAGCGACCAGCCUUGUGUUCGUGCUAUGUGCUCUCUGGGUGCUGACACCAAACCUCUCU
This is a messenger RNA of Pezoporus occidentalis (night parrot), 2585 nucleotides long. RefSeq names its product copine 7 (gene CPNE7). Gene Ontology annotation, cellular component: plasma membrane. Gene Ontology annotation, biological process: cellular response to calcium ion. Lineage: Eukaryota; Metazoa; Chordata; Aves; Psittaciformes; Psittacidae. The record is from RefSeq and is a predicted model, not a curated record. Gene Ontology annotation, molecular function: calcium-dependent phospholipid binding. The transcript is spliced from 16 exons. The coding region runs from base 476 to 2203 and encodes 575 amino acids.